Messenger RNA from Striga asiatica, 1728 nucleotides. NCBI's taxonomy places the organism in Eukaryota, Viridiplantae, Streptophyta, Magnoliopsida, Lamiales, Orobanchaceae. The record is from the annotation of a GenBank genome assembly.
CUCACCUAUUCGUUUAGAAUUUCUUAAGUUAUUAAUAUAAUUAUAAAGAAAAUAAAAAUAAAAUAAAGUUUUUCUUCAUCAUCAUAUCAUCUCCUCUAUCCCUCAUUCAGAAUCUCCUCAAAUGGCCUUAUUGCGCCACGCGCCUCUUGUCCGCGCCGUACAGUUGCGCGCCCUAACAGUAAUUGCCUGCGGCACCAGUGCAGUCACGACCUCUACAGUUGCCGUCAACAAGAAUAGAAAAGAUUCUUCCGUGCUCCUCGGCAUGUCCGAGCACGAUCUCCAACAGCUUGCCAUUGAAUUUGGUCUGCAAAAGUAUAGAGGCAAACAAUUGCACCAUCUGUUAUACAAGAAGAAGGUUAAAGAAAUUCAGGAUUUUAGUCUGGGUGAGGUGGCUGUUUUAGAAUUAAUGCCAUUGGCAUUUAGAAGUGAACUGCAGGAAGCUGGGUGGACUGUGGGACGGUCGCAGAUUCAUAAGGUGGUGACUGCUACUGAUGGUACAGUUAAGUUGCUAAUUAAACUGGAUGAUAAUCGAUUGGUGGAGACUGUCGGCAUACCUGUUGAAGAUGACAAAGGUUUACAUCGAUUGACUGCUUGUGUCUCAUCUCAGGUGGGUUGUCCAUUACGUUGUUCUUUCUGUGCCACUGGUAAGGGAGGUUUCUCGAGGAACCUUAGGAGACAUGAAAUUGUUGAGCAGGUUUUGGCUAUUGAAGAGAUCUUCAACCGAAGAGUGACAAAUGUGGUAUUUAUGGGAAUGGGAGAGCCCAUGUUGAACAUGAAAGAAGUUCUUGAGGCACACCAUUGUUUAAACCAGGAUGUUGGAAUUGGGCAAAGGAUGAUAACAAUUUCGACUGUUGGGGUUCCAAACACCAUUAGGAGACUGGCUUCUUACAAACUUCAAUCGACACUGGCUAUCAGUUUGCAUGCUCCCAAUCAGAAACUCCGGGAAAAGAUUGUGCCAAGCGCAAAGUCAUAUCCUUUGGAAGCAAUAAUGGAGGACUGCAAACACUACUUCCUCGAAACGGGCAGACGUGUGUCGUUUGAGUACACACUGUUAGCCGGCGUGAAUGAUACUCCAGAGCAUGCAAUAGAAUUGGGCAAGCUUAUUCACAAAUGGGGUCCCGGAUAUCAUGUUAACCUAAUACCUUUCAAUCCUGUACAAGGCUCCGAGUAUCAACGCCCUUCUAAAAAAUCUAUUCUUGGGUUUUCGACAGCUCUCGAGUCUCGUAAAAUUACUGUUAGUGUUCGCCAAACAAGGGGACUGGAUGCAAGUGCAGCCUGUGGGCAACUGAGGAAUGAGUUUCAGAAAAUCCCUUUUGUUGCUGGUAAUGACGUGGGCCAAUCUGGAAUACAGGUGGCAGAUGCUGCUUCUUGAAAGUUUUGUUUCACAAGGCUUUGCUCUUUUGGUGAUGUUCUUUUGUGGUUGGUAAGUGCAGUGCAUAUGACAUUAGUUUUGUCUCAAUGCAUUUGGCUAAGGCCUUGAAUACCAGAGUAUGCAUUGGUUCCUUAGGACCAGGCCCCAGAAUAUGGCUGUUUAUGAAGCCAACAAAAGCUCGUUCGUGUUUCAGCUACAGCUCAUUCGUUUGUUAAUCGAGUUGUUUUCGAACAGAAAAUUAGGCUCGUUUAAUAAUCGAACCAACACGAGCUCAUUCAUCAACGUUCGAUAAUGUUCACGAAUAUUAAUUUAAUAUAAUUUCAUUUUAUUUUCUGUAUAUUUACAUAUAUUUCGAG